Xiphophorus maculatus (southern platyfish) is the source of this 5702-nucleotide messenger RNA. RefSeq names its product dynamin binding protein (gene dnmbp). The transcript is spliced from 17 exons. The record is from RefSeq and is a predicted model, not a curated record. Gene Ontology annotation, biological process: intracellular signal transduction. NCBI's taxonomy places the organism in Eukaryota, Metazoa, Chordata, Actinopteri, Cyprinodontiformes, Poeciliidae. The coding region runs from base 324 to 5402 and encodes 1692 amino acids. Gene Ontology annotation, molecular function: guanyl-nucleotide exchange factor activity; protein binding. Gene Ontology annotation, cellular component: cytoplasm.
GCUUGUCCCGUGUGAAACGUGAUGACAGCUCCCCGUACGGAGACCCGGCAGUCACCCGUGGAUCACCGUGGGCCACCUUCUUCCGUCGCCAUGCUCUCUUGAGCCUGCGGGUUCGUCCAGGGAGACGCGGCUCGGUUCAAUCCGUGGAGACGCGUAGCUGCUGAAAAAAAAAGUUGUGUCGCUGAGGGGAGGCAACUGCCACAACACCACCGCCACCACCUCCUCACAUCACCGGCCUGAAGAAGAAGUUGGAUAUCUAGUCUGACUGGGUCUAACGGCCGGAUCCAGGGACUCCAACAGAAACAACUCACAGGUUAUGAGGAAUGGAACCGGGCUCGGUGGUGCGCGCCGUCUUUGAGUUCCUCCCCAGCGUCUCAGAGGAGCUCCCGCUUUUCCCUGGCGAUGUCAUCGAGGUACUGGGUGUAGUGGAUGAGUUCUGGUUGCUUGGCAACAAAGAUGGCGUCACGGGUCAGUUCCCCAGCACGUUUGUGGAAGAGGUAACGAUCCCCGGCACCAAGCCUGGAGACAGACUCUAUGUGUGCAUCAAUGACUUCAGCUCCGCACAGUCCGGCACUCUGCCCUUAAAGAGAGGUGAUGUUGUAGUGGGAGAGACGAGAGGGUCCCUGAACCUCGGGGAUUCCUGGCAACGAGGCAGUAAUGCUUGGGGUCUCCGUGGUCUCUUCCCUGUGUCAUGUGUCAAGGAGCUGAACCUCUCUGGUCGAUCGAGGCAGCUGUCUGAGCGCUCGGCUCAGGCGCAGGCUCUAGAGCUCCCACCCUACGCACUAGGCCAGGCCAGGGCUCUUAUGAGCCUACAUGCACAGCUCAACGAAGAGCUGGACUUCCGUGAAGGUGACUUGAUCAUCAUCACAGGACUUCCUGAGCCGGGCUGGUUUCAGGGGGAGUUAGAGGGCCAAAGGGGCAUAUUCCCAGAGGGUUUUGUUGAACUCCUGGGCCCUCUACGGUCUCCUCAAGUCCCAGAUGAUGGCCAGUAUUUAAAUGAAGACAGUCAGGAGUUAAUCUACAAGGAUGCUUAUGAUGCUGGAGAGGGGCCUGAAGAGGAAGUUAUGGAAGAAGGGGAAGUUUUUCUAGAUCAAGAAGAAGAACAACUGCAGGAAGCUAUCAUAGAGGAAGAGCAUGAGGAGGAAGAAGAGGAGGGUCUCUGUGGAGUUGGGCUGUAUGAGUUUCGGGCCAUAGAGCCAGGCGAGUUGGACUUCAACGUAGGAGAUCGCAUUCGUAUUGUGAGCACUUUGGAAGACGGUUGGCUGGAGGGGGAACUGCGAGGGCAGCGGGGAAUCUUUCCUCAUCGUUUCAUCAAAAUGGAAGGAAAUGAGCAGAAAACUGCGGAGGAAAAACAUGCUGAAGAAGAGAAAGACAAUGAUGAAAACUCCAACCACACAAGUCCCAAUGGGUCUGAAAAUGUGCCUGAAUCAAGGGUGUAUGAGGACCAUACCGUCUGGGACUUGGACUACUUUGAGAAUACCCAAGAACAAAGCUUAAUGCAUGAAUAUAGCACAGCUACGGGUCAAGCUAGAACCAUAGAGCAGAAUGAAAUGAACAGAAGACCUGAGUUGCAGCCGCAUAGACCUGCCCCCCCACCUAACAGGCCAUCUGAGAGACCCAGAUCUACUCCUCCAGCGAGGCCUAGACUACCUCCUCGGCCAAGCCUACCUCCACAUCGCUCUGAGCUUCAGGUUAGCCCGAAGUCCAAUGGAAACCAACCCAACUAUACAAACAAAAACCGUCGAACAUUACAACCUAAACGAACUCAGAGCCUUAAUAACUGUGCGCCUGGUUGGUCAAAAGACAAGAUGUAUCUCCAAAGACCACCAGCAGAAAUUUCCACCACAAAUAACAGAUCCUCCAGUAUUUCCCACACAUUAAAUACCAUCAUAGAAGGUAAUAAACAACAAAGACUAACUCGCCAUGCCAGUAUGAGUGAUGCUGACAUGACACAUAGUGCUGUUGCACAUUCUCAUUACCAAAAUAAAACACGAGGCCCUAAUGGGACACUCCCGACAUCCAUCACCUCGGAAGCCCUGGCAACAUCAGCCAGUGACCUAGAAGCCAAGCUGUCCCAGCAACUUUUUGAGUUUGAGAAAAGCUUAACCUCUUCUUACAGUGACACCAAUGUGAGCUCUGCUGCUUUUAGGGACCUUUCGCCCUCGGCUGACCUGAACCAGCAAUCCCAAGUUUCCCGGCACUUUUCCAUCCUGGGCUACAGCAACGAAAACGACAUCAUCCGAGGUUCCUCGCGUUCCCCCGUCUCCAACCUUUCACAUUCCAACAACUCCUCGUUGGAGAGACGGAGAACCCUUCGCCCACCGCCUCCUCGCCCUCGAGUCCAGCGCCCGCCACCCCCCACUGUGUACAGACCAACUCGUCCUGCUCCGCGCCCCCCUGCUCGCUCACCAAGACAAAACGCCUCUUAUCCAGCCGGCACGGAAAGAACAAACAGCCCCAGCUUCUACAACCUUGAGAAAACCACCACCAACGAUGCAGUCGAGAUUCACACUGAGUUAGGCGACCCCACGGCCACCCACGAACACGAAACCCUGCAGGAUACAGACCCAGACCUGAACAGGGAGAUGGAGGCAGAAACUGAGAGACAGAGGGAGGAGGAGGAACGGUACCAAGUGCUGCUGCGGCUCCAGGAAGUGGAGCAGGAGAUGGAGGAAUAUGCUCGGACUGCGGAGGAGCUCAGAGCGAUGUUGGAGGAGGAGGAAGAGGAGACGGCACGCAUGCAGACCUUAGAGAAUCUGGAGUUCUGUAACUACACACUGGAGACACUGGCCUUGGAGCAGCAGCAUCUACAAGAGAUGACGCUGCUGUCGUCGCAGCCCAAACCCGUGGACUCCGGCCCGGUCUCUGACGAAGCCCCCGCUGCCGGCACGGACCCCGAGGACCCUGGGCAGAGGAUGCUGGAGAAGAGGUCAAAGGUCAUCGAAGAGCUGCUGCAGACCGAGGAGGACUACGUCAAUGACCUGCAAAUGUGCAUCGAUGAGAUCAUUGUGCCGCUGCAGGAGAGGAAGGUGGAAGUGGACUUUGAGGGGCUCUUUGGGAACAUCAGCUCUGUGAUUGACCUCUCUCAACGGCUUUUAGAUAGACUACAGGAAUCAGAAUCUGUCGGAGUCGUGUUUCUAGAUUUCAAAGCUGAGCUGGAGGAAGUGUACAAGCUGUACUGCCAAAACCACGACGAUGCCAUCUCCCUGCUGGAGAGCUACGAGAAAAAAGAAAACAUCCAGGGUCACGUGUUGGAGUGCCUGGAGAGGCUGAGGGCGAUAUACCGCAAGCAGGGUAAAACUAAUUACAUCAACCUGGGCUCGUUCUUGAUCAAGCCGGUGCAGCGGGUGAUGCGUUACCCGCUGCUGCUGUCGGAGCUGCAGGGCGCCACGCCGGAGAAUCACCCGGACCGGGACCAGCUGACCCAGGCUGUGCAGGCCAUCAAGCAGAUCAACGUCAACAUCAACGAGUACAAGCGCAGGAAGGAUCUGGUGGUGAAGUACAGAAAAGGAGACGAGGAAUCCUUCAUAGACAAGAUCGCCAAGCUGAGCGUUCACUCCAUCAUUAAGAAGUCGAACCGCGUCAGCAGCCACAUCAAGCACCUCACAGGAAUCUCUCUUCAGGUUAAAAAUGAAGAGUUUGAUGAUGCAGAGAAGAAGUUCAGGCUGCAGGAGAGGCUCAUCAAGUCUUUCAUCAGAGACGUUUCCAUGUACCUGCAGCACAUCAGGGAAUCGGCAUCUGUGAAUGUCCUGGCUGCCAUCAGCUUCAUUGACAUCUACACAGAGCGCAGCGUUCUGGAUCCGGAGCGUUUCCAGAGAGCUCACCGCUGCAUCAGCGACAAGCAGUUCACCCAGUUUAAGGAGCGCGCCGAGGCGCUGGUCAUCAAGCCUCUCUCCCAGCUCCUCGUCAUGUUCGCCGGGCCGCACAAACUCAUCCAGAAACGCUUCGACAAGCUGCUGGACUACGACAACUGCAAGGAGCGCGCGGAUCGGCUGAAGGACCGCCGCGUGCGCGACGAGCUGCAGGUGGCACGAAACAACUACGAGGCGCUGAACGCGCAGCUUCUGGACGAGCUGCGGAAGUUCAACGGCGUGGCGGAGGAGCUCUUCAAAGACUGCGUGGGCGCCUUCGCGCAGGCGCAGAAGGACUUCAUGAAGCUGACGCUGGGAGAGCUGAGGCCGCUGUUGCAGUUUUCUAAUAAAGUCGGCGCAGAGGGAAACCUUAUCACGCAGUUUCAGGAGGAGUACCACCGGGUCCUGAAACUGCUGCAGAGCUUCAGCUUCUGCCCGGAGAACCUGCCGCAGCCGGCCGGAACCAUGAAGAGGCCAUUUGAGAAGAAGACGCUGGAGAAGCAAAGCACCAAGAAACAAUCUCAAGGACCUCCCAACUACGCCGUCCAGACGGACGAGCAUCGCUCGGCUCUCCUGGCUGGCUACGCUCCUGAGAAACUUUACCAGGCGGAGAGGAACUUCAACGCCGCUCAGGAUCUGGACAUCUCGAUUCAGGAGGGAGACCUGGUUGGUGUGAUAAAGCAGCAGGACCCGAUGGGCAGCAACAACCGCUGGAUGAUUGACAACGGAGUCACCCAGGGUUUCGUCUACAGCUCCUUCCUCAAACCGUACAACCCGCGCCGAAGCCACUCGGACGUUUCCAUUGAGAGUCAGUCGUCCAACGAGUCCGGCUACGGCGGCUCCUCCCCCGUUUUCUCCCGCCAGAACAGCAACAGCACUUUAACCUUCAACCAAGACGGCGCCACCGUCAGCUACUCCGCGGCGCCACAGAGCCACCCGUCGCCGCAGCCGUCGCUGGACUCCGCCUCGUCCCGCCGCGGCCAGGCGACCUCCAACCCCGACGCCGUCACCCAGAGCUCCUCGUCCCGAAGUCAAUCGAGCCGCAGAGACUACGCCGACCAAUCGCACAGGAGCGGCGGCACUCACAGAGACUCGGAGCCGGCGCACCGGCACUCGGGCUCACAGAGAGACUCAUACGAGAGCAGGAACAGAGACACGUCGGAUUACUCGGAGACGGACUCGUCGUCCUCUCAGAUGAACAGCAGCAGGUCCAAACGACACGGACACGCAGACAGGAGCUACAGCUCACAUCAGUGGAGGGACGGGGACGGAACCAGGAAGUCCGCUUACAGCCUGGACGAGUACGCCGAGCCGGAACCAGAACCAGAACCAGAACCAGAAAGUGAACUUGACGGUCAUCAGAUUUACUACGCGCUGUACUCCUUCAACGCCCGCUGCGCUAACGAGAUGAGCAUCUCCGCUAACGAGCGGCUGCGCAUCCUGGAGUUCCAGGACCUGAACGGAAACGGCGAAUGGUGGCUGGGGGAAGCCGACGGAGGAAGACGAGGAUACGUGCCUUCCAACUACAUCCGCAAGUCCGAGUACACAUGAACGCCAUCUUCCCUCGCCAAGGACACUUCGACCUUGAGAACUUCCCGGACGAAAACGGAACAAAACGAGCAUUUUGCUGUAAUUUAUUCUGAGACUGUUUUCAUGGGGUUUGAUGUGGAGGACUAGUGCUGCAAACUCACACUCCUGACAUUUUUAUUCACCUGUAUUUAUAUACUUUUUUUUUUAAAGAUGUUUUUUUACGAACUAGAAGGUACACUUUGUCCUGCAAAAACACAAAAUUUUACCAAGUAAUUUUGGUUUAGAUUCUAGCUCAAAUAUCUUAGUUCACUUGAAAUAAGA